AUGUCCCCCAUCCACUUUACAUUUUCAGCAACAUUUAUUCUAGGCCUAGCUGGCCUAGCGUUCCACCGCUCCCACCUACUCUCCGCUCUCUUAUGCCUAGAAAGCAUAAUACUCUCCCUAUUUCUCGCCCUCUCCCUUUGGACUCUCCAACUAAACUCCACAAGCUUCUCAACCUCCCCCUUACUCUUACUAGCAUUUUCAGCUUGUGAAGCUAGCGUGGGCUUAGCACUCCUUGUUGCUACUACCCGCACCCACGGCACAGACCGUCUCCAAAACUUAAACCUCCUGCAAUGCUAA
Messenger RNA from Melanotaenia boesemani (Boeseman's rainbowfish), 297 nucleotides. Lineage: Eukaryota; Metazoa; Chordata; Actinopteri; Atheriniformes; Melanotaeniidae. The record is from the annotation of a RefSeq genome assembly.